AAUUUUAGGCACCUUCCAUCAACUACUCAUUUAGUGCUUCUUAAUUCACACCCUCUUGUCUUCAGAGCUCUCGAACAUCUGGCACUCUCGGGAACAUAUCCCAGUGUGGACUUGUGUGUGCAUUUCAGAUCGUUGGAUCGCAUGAACACUGAAGCGCAGGGACAACACCUUUUUGCUAGAACAGAUUGUGGACUGAAUAGAUUGUGUUCUCCGCAUCUGCUAUUGAUAACUCUACGUAUUGGCAGUGAGGAGAUUGGAGGGUCACUGCAAUUGGGGUUACAGAUGAUGGAGUUGUGGUGAUCAUGAAUUUCAAAGUGUGGUGAACAGCCUAGAGUACAUAUCCACAGGUAGAGGCUCCAUUUCGUAAAGGAUAAUUUGGUACAGACAGAUACGAUUCAACGGGGCAUCGGAGCUGACAGAGACAUUGGGACAUUGCAUUUUAGAGAAAAAUAAAUAAAUACAUAUAUUUGUAGAGCACCGAUGCCAUCUGCUAUGAGUUAUAGAGAUGCUUGAAGUGGGAAGCAGAGCAGAUUCACUGACGAAGUGAGGGUUGGUUUUUUCUGACCGAGUUUCUCUUUCACUGAAGAAUCUGCAAAGUUCCCUGCGAGAAUGGCAGCAGUGAUGGCACAACCCGGGCAUGAGAGGUCGCCGAGCUUCACUAAGUCUCGGCGCAUGCACACCAAAUCGCCUAAGGUGCGAAGUCCAAAGUCUGUUUUACUGCCAGAGUCGCCCGAGAGUUCUACUGAAUCAAGCUCGCUUGCAAGCUCAAUCCUAGGUGAACAGAUUGUGGAGUGCACCAGCUUCAGAAGUCCUAAGAAGGAAGAUAACCGAAAGAAUUCGUCCGAGGCAACCUUUGAGGAAGUUGACGACUACACCUGUUUCAGGUUUGUAUCACUUGACCAGCCGAGUGACUUGCUCGUGGAAGUCGACGACAUCUCUUUUCAUCUGCACAAGCUCCCACUCUUGUCAAGGAGCGGUCUUCUUUUCCGACUAGCCUCACAAUCUUGUGACUCACGGAAAGCAUAUAUCAACUUGGUCGAUGUGCCUGGAGGAGCUGAAGCCUUCAGUGUGGUGGUCAAGUAUUGUUACGGUAUCAUUGAGGAGCUCACGCCUACAAAUGUCGCCACUAUUCGUUGCGUCGCGGAGUAUCUCGAAAUGACGGAAGCCUUUGAGGAAGGAAAUGUUGUGAGCAGAGCGGAAGCGUAUCUCAAUUUUGUGGUAUUGACUUCCUGGCAGGAGUCUAUCAUCGUUCUCCAAUCUUGUGAGCUGCUUCUCCCCUGGGCCGCGGACAUGAAUCUAGUGAAGAGAUGCGCCGAGUCUGUUGCGGACAAGGCCUGCACCGAUCCACGGAACAUUCACUGGCCUUACUCGGACAUGGAGAAGGAUUGCUCGCCUAGCACAGCGCCUAGAUCCACGCUGGAAGGAACAGUUUCUAGAGUCGCGCCGAAAGAUUGGUGGUACGAGGACGUCUCACAUUUGACAAUCUAUUGUUUCAGUGAAGUAAUAGAAGCUCUCAAGCUGAAGUACAUGACUCCAGAUCUUCUGGGUGGCGCUUUGGAGUAUUAUGCUCAGCGAUGGCUGCCAGGAUUAGUGAAACCAGAAGAGAGAACAUUCUUGAGCAAUGGCACCGGCACUUACAGUGCUAGUGUUGCAUCCACGAGAAGGAACUCGCCGAUUUGCUCACCUAGAAAAGGAGGAAGCCUAUACAACUGCUCAACCAAGGACAUGGCAGAGGACAGCCCAACGAAGUUGCAGGAAUCCAUCGCUGACCAGAACAGGAACCGCUUCAUUCUUGAGGAGAUUGUUAGCAUGCUGCCAAAAGAGAAAGACGUCGUUUCUUGCAGUUUCUUACUUCGAAUGACACGUGCAGCUUACAUGCUGAACUGCGACGUUGAGUGCAAGGUGGAUUUGGAACGACGAGCAGGAUUGCAGUUGGAUCAAGGCAACUUGGGCGAUUUGCUCAUUCCUUGCUUCUCGCAUACUAGUGAAUAUUUGUACGAUAUCGACCUUGUGCGCCGCAUCUUGGACUAUUUUCUGACGCAUGAGUCGAUUGAUAAAGCUGUCGCUGGCAGUCCAAGGUCUUGUUCGGGUGACAAGAGAUCAACACGGGGUAUUUAUGAUGACUCUGCGGUUAAGCCACAACCGGCGCUAAAUUUAAGGGCAAAAGUGGCGAAGCUUCUUGACGCCUAUCUUGCGGAAGUUGCAAGGGACAGUAAGCUUCCCUUGAUAAAAUUCCAAUCUCUCGCUGAAGCCCUACCCGAGGGUUCAAGGUUGUGCGACGAUGGAUUGUAUCGAGCAGUAGACACUUAUCUCAAGAUACAUCCCACCUUGACAGAACACGAGAGGAAGAGGCUUUGUCGCAUUCUCAACUGCCACCGCCUUUCACUUGACGCUUGCACGCAUGCUUCGCAAAACGAGCGCUUGCCGCUCCGUUUCGUAGUCCAGGUUCUCUUUUGCGAGCAACUUAAGAUCCGAAGUACAGUCACUGAAGUCAGCAACUCAGUGAAGGAGGAUCGUGCCAGUGCUGCUGAUAAUGUCAGUAUCACAUCACGGGAACCCACGGGCACGGAGCCGCAGCCCAUUGCCAGCACCAGCGCCGCAAUCCAGGAAAAUGUCAAUCAAAUGGAGAUCAGAGCUUUGCAACGCGAGCUCGCAGCCAUGAGAGCCAAGUACAGUGCCAUGGAGAGAGAUCAGAGCACCAUUCAAGACCAGGUGGAACAAAUAUCGAGAAUCACCAGAACGCGCAACUCCUCAUGGUCAUCCGGAGCAUGGAAGAAAAUCAGCAAACUACACUUAUUCAACAGCAAAGACCACAAAGACGGAGGCGAUUCAUCACGAAUCGACGAGUCCCGGCCUGGCAACCCCCGGCGGUGGAGAAACUCCAUAUCCUAACACUGGAAGCUCUCGACACCUCUGUCCCCAGUUUUUAAUUUUUAGUCGUCUCCUUCUUUUCUCAGAUUAGAAUAACACUUUUCUCUCGCUCCUCUCCUCGCACACCAAUUGUUCCAGCUUUGUUCAUUCCAGGUCUAGUGAUCAGAUUCAGAGGGGAACUCUUCACAAGAGACAGAAUCACAGGGCGGCAUGAAAGCUAGAGGGGGCGAGUAGCUAGAUACCACAUGGGAAUUCGACUUUAGCGUAGCUGUCAGAGCAUUGAGGUUUGAAUGAUUUGUCGACCCAGGUCUGUCAAACACUGUGGAAGCUGUUGCCGGCGCACACAAUCACACACACACACACACGACACACUCUUGCAGGUGUUGUCUUUGUGGGCUUUAUUCCCCUCCAUCGCAACACUCUUGCACUUGUACAUAUACUGUUUUUUAAAGGCUCCGAAGUUGCAGCCAUGCAGCCUUUUCUUCCACUA
This is a messenger RNA of Physcomitrium patens, 3361 nucleotides long. Its product is annotated as root phototropism protein 3. The record is from RefSeq and is a predicted model, not a curated record. NCBI's taxonomy places the organism in Eukaryota, Viridiplantae, Streptophyta, Bryopsida, Funariales, Funariaceae. Gene Ontology annotation, molecular function: protein binding.